Messenger RNA from Fusarium subglutinans, 1683 nucleotides. Its product is annotated as phenylacetyl ligase. Bases 1 to 1683 code for a protein of 560 amino acids. Lineage: Eukaryota; Fungi; Ascomycota; Sordariomycetes; Hypocreales; Nectriaceae. The record is from RefSeq and is a predicted model, not a curated record. The transcript is spliced from 6 exons. Gene Ontology annotation, molecular function: CoA-ligase activity.
AUGGUCUUUUACCCACCAUCAUGGGUACCAGACCUGCCCAUCGACCCUCCGGAUUCCAUCAGCGUUGCCGAGUUCAUGAGCUCGGAAGAGUAUGGUCGGUAUCCCAUUGCGAAAACGCGGCAUCCUUACACGUGCGGAUUGACUGGAAAAACGCGUACAUCUGAAGAUGUUAUCCGCAGGGAGGAUUUCCUUGCGCGGGGCAUCGGCAGAGCUCUUCAACUGGACUUGCAAUCCGGUUCGGAAUGGGAUCGCGUCUGCGUGAUAUUCUCUCUCAACACCAUUGACUACAUACCCCUCACGCAUUCAAUUCAUCGUCUGAAUGGCAUCGCCAGCCUGAGCAGCGCAGCCCUAUCGGCAUCGGAGUUAGAGCAUCAGCUCCGCGCCUCACGCGCAAAAGCAAUCUUCACUAGUGUACCUCUCAUUGAAACCGCGCUUAGAGCUACAGAUGCAGUUGGUAUAUCUCGAGAAAAUGUGUUUCUGCUUCCAGUGCCCGGUUACACGAGCAGGCGCGGUUUCAAAACAAUCGACGACCUCAUCCAAGAAGGAGAAAAACUGCCUGCGUUACCGCCGCUGCAAUGGACCAAGGGACAAGGCGCUCGGCAAACAGCCUAUCUACUGUAUUCAAGUGGCACUUCUGGCCUGCCGGUGAGUUCACCACCAACCAACGUGACAAAGGUCGACGGCAUCGACACGCAAGUGAUGCUCGGAGUGUUGCCGUUUAGUCACGUUUUCGGGCUGAUGCUUAUUACUCAUUUGGGUACAUAUCGCGGCGACGAGAUCAUCGUUAUGCCUCGGUUCGAGUUUGAACCCUUCUUGGCUGCGGUCAGUCGUUUCAAGAUACACCAGCUCCCAAUUGUCCCUCCUAUCGUGAUUCAGAUGCUUGACAGGAGAGAGCUAUGUCGCAAGUACGACUUGAGCAGUGUCAGGUUCGUGUAUACAGGUGCUGCGCCACUUGGAGAAGAAACAGUAGACGAUCUAUUAAGCCUUUAUCCGAAGUGGCGCCUUGGUCAAGGCUACGGGAUGACCGAGACAGCGACUGUCUUUAUACAAAGUAGCGAGCAUGACACGCAAGUCGGCACAACGGGAUCAUUACUUCCUGCAGCCAAGGCCAGGAUCGUCGACCCAGACGGUAAAGAGAUUACAGAAUAUGAAAAGCCAGGCGAACUACUAAUCCAGAGUCCGACGGUGUCGCUUGGCUACUUUGACAAUCCGAAGGCCACGGCCGAGACUUUCUUUGAUGAUGUUGAUGGCCGCUGGAUUCGCACGGGUGAUGAGGUGUUGGUUCGAAUGUCUGAGAGCGGCAAUGAGCACUUCGUCGUGGUUGACCGAGUGAAGGAGCUCAUAAAAGUCAAGGGCCAUCAAGUCGCGCCAGCAGAGCUCGAGUCACAUCUUCUCACCCAUCCAGCCGUGAGCGACUGCGCAGUCAUCCAGGUUCCCGAUGCGCGAGCCGGUGAGAUUCCGAAAGCAUUUGUAGUCAAAGCAAACCGUGCAGAACAAUCUGAUGAAGAACUUGCGAGGGAUAUCCAACGCUUUGUGGAGGAGCAUAAAGCUAGGUAUAAGUGGCUGAAGGGCGGCGUUGAGUUCAUUGAUGCGAUACCGAAAAGCCCGACUGGGAAGAUUCUGAGACGGAAGCUGAGGGAUAGAGAGAGGGAGGCUAGAAAAUUGAGAGAAGCAAAGUUGUGA